CAGCACCUCACCUCACCCUUGUGUUUCUUCCUCUUCCCCUGGCUCGCGGCGGCGCACUCCGGACGGCGCGCCACCUCGAAGCGAUUCUUCUCCCGGAGUCCUCCUCCUAUUCCUCGGUUCCCCCCCCAGACCGGCGAGGAGCGGAGAUUCUUCCGGACCUGCCUGCAUUCGUUUGCUCUGCUGAUCCAUUGUCGUCGUCAGCAAAUUCAGAAGAGUAGCACAGAUCAAGGAUAACAGUGCACGUUCUGGUUUGCACCUACCAGGGCAAUAUACUGCAGGUUGUGUAGUGAAGUGAAGGUCAGGAUGCGGUUUGCGGUGACAAAAGUGUGCGCUAGUGGAGCAAAGGCUCGCGCGGGGUUGCUCCAGAUUGGAAGCAGCGGUGUUGAGACGCCAGCGCUGCUUUUGUCCACACGCAAGGGGCUGCCGGCGUUUAUGUCUCCUGACCUGCUUUCCUCCCUCCCCCUUCCAGACUCCCUCCUCCUCAAUGUCUGCCCAACCCACUUUAUAGAGGUUCCUCCAUCAAAAACCAUAUCUAAUAUUGGUGGUUUGCAUCGUAUGCUGGGUCUGCCUGAUCAUAUCCUCGUAGCCGCGGCUGGUGAGUCUACCGAGUGUUUACCAUCAAGUGACGCCACCAAUAAAUUUGGUGCAUCUUUUGAAACACCUGCGGGUCGUAAACUGGUCAAACCAUCAGACUAUAUGGAGUUGAUUUCCUGCUUGCAACCUAAUUUGUGGGCAAGCUUGGCAGAUGAGGUUCCAGCCUGGGUUAAUGAGAAACGGAACAAAACAUCUGUUGAGCGAACACUACGCUGGCUUGACGCAUGUAUUGCUUUGGAUGCGGCUUCUGGGAGAAACUCUUUAGGUGUAGUUGUUGGGGGGUCUAGUAUAGAACAACGAAAACUGUGUGCCACUGAAGUAUCGAAGAGGAAUGUAUCAGGCUUUUGGAUUGGAGGGUUUGGCCUUGGAGAGAGUGUGGAAGAACGUUGCAGUUUACUCAAUGCAGUAACAGAUUGUUUGCCAUUGGGGAAACCUCGUAUUGUCUCUAGGCUUGGGCUUCCAGAGGAGGUCUUGGAGGGUGUAGUCGAUGGCUGUACCUGCUUCACGUGCCAGAAUCACACCCGUGCUUACCUCAAUCAUCUGAUCAAUGUCCACGAGAUGCUGGCUCAGAUUCUACUGGAGAUACAUAACACGCAUCACUAUCUCCGGUUCUUCCGGUCGAUACGGGAGGCGAUCAAGGCCGGAGAGUUCGACAUCUUCUGGAAGCAGUUUGUUGAGAACAGGCGCUCCCAGAUUGCUGCUGCUGCGAUGUAGAUCUUGUCCAUGCAAGAUUUGUCCAGUUGUGAUAAGAAGAACUCUCCACGUGUGGCGUUAUCGGGAGGUUUUUUGAAGGUGGGGACUUUGGACAAUGUGUUAGAACCUGAAGACAGUUUGUCGUCCGGUUGGCUUGUCAGAGGAACCUGACAGGGUUAAGUGGACACUCACCAGUUCCGGGGUUUUAACAGUUGUUAGUUCACUGUAUGCAUACUCGAUCAGUCUCAGGAUUAAGCAUUUGUGAUAACUGCAUUUACUUUUAAAGGUUAAGGUUUUCUGUUGGCU
Messenger RNA from Triticum aestivum (bread wheat), 1593 nucleotides. Its product is annotated as queuine tRNA-ribosyltransferase accessory subunit 2. The transcript has 9 exons. NCBI's taxonomy places the organism in Eukaryota, Viridiplantae, Streptophyta, Magnoliopsida, Poales, Poaceae. Bases 304 to 1308 code for a protein of 334 amino acids. The record is from RefSeq and is a predicted model, not a curated record.